This is a messenger RNA of Danaus chrysippus (African queen), 786 nucleotides long. Lineage: Eukaryota; Metazoa; Arthropoda; Insecta; Lepidoptera; Nymphalidae. The record is from the annotation of a GenBank genome assembly.
AUGAUGAUGAGGGGAGGGGUGGAGACACACGCGCUUAUUAUAAAGACACACGAACAUGGAGCGGACGAGACGCUUGAACACGAGUCACGCGCCAGCGGCGUGCUGCAGGCGGCGGAGGGGGCGCGCCUGGCGGCCGGCGUGUGGGGUGCCGGCGACCCCUCCGCCCCCGAGCUGCGCGGGGUCCCCUCCGCCCCCCCGUCCGUGUCGUCCGCGGGGUCUCGCGAGCCGCACAGCGCCGUGUACACGCUGCUGGCGGACACCUCCCGAACACAACGCCUCUGCUCCGCUGGAACGAACAGAGGGAUGUCUUUUAUAUGUAUAUUGAACACAUUACACACGGAGAUGGCUGGUCAGAGUGGACGCAUCCUCACCGACGAGGUUGUGCAGGUUGUCGAUGACCACCUCCGUGUUGUAGGUGGCGUCCACGGCCCGCUGCAGGAAGGCGGUCCACGUGCUCAGCUCUGCUUCCUGGCAACCAAAGAUUCAUUACAUCACUUAUAUACUUAUGGCCGAGGGUGGUUGUUAAUUAACAGGAGACCGGUAGCGAGCGAAGCCGCAAGAAUACGAGCGGUCAGAGAUUACCGGGGUCGGGUUACAGGAGCGACGCACGGGCGGGGACUAGUGACACGAGGAGCUGUGAGUACAUACAGACACCGGGCAGCUUUAAGGGUCGAGCUGAAGGGGCUCGACACAUCAUACAUUAAUACCGGAGGGUCAAGGCCGGCCGGCGCGCCUGAUGUCAUCCCAGAUGGUCCUGCGCCUCGCGUCAGCGCUGGCUCCCGAUAA